GUGAGAAGUUUGUGGUCAUUGGCUGUGGAAGCCUUUCUAAUAAAUAGAUGCUCUGAAACCCCAUCAAACUGAGGAGGACCAAAGGAGGAGACUGCAAGGAUGGCACAUAACAGAACACCUCUUACGGAAAGUUCUCAGGAAAUUUUUGAAAAAUACCAGAUAGAUGAAGAGGUGGGCUUCGCUCUGCCUAAUCCACUGGAGGAACUACCUGCGCCUUAUGAUGAAUGGAUUUCCAUUGCUAAAAAUCUGCCUGAACUAAUCGACAAAAAUGAACUGCGUGAAAAAGUUGACCAGCUAAAAAUUCACAGUAUUGAUGCCCUCAAAGGUCACAAGUCGCAGCGCCUUGCACAUCUGGCCCUGGGGUAUAUCACCAUGGCUUAUGUGUGGAAUCAAGGUGAUGGAGACGUUCGAAAGGUCCUGCCAAAGAAUAUUGCUGUUCCUUACUGUGAACUCUCUGAGAAGCUGGGUCUGCCUCCUAUUCUGGUAUAUGCAGACUGUGUCUUGGCAAACUGGAAGAAAAAGGAUCCCAAUGGGCCCAUGACUUAUGAGAACAUGGACAUUCUGUUCUGGUUUCCUGGUGGAGACUGCAGUAAAGGAUUUUUCCUGGUUUCACUAUUGGUGGAGAUAGCAGCUGCUUCUGCAAUCAAAGUAAUUCCUGAUUUAUUCAAGGCAGUUAAAAAUGAGGACCAGAAUGCUUUACAAAAAGCACUGUGCUACAUAGCUUCUUGUCUGCACCAAGCCCAUAAAGAGUUUGAACAAAUUAAUGACUAUGUGGACCCAAGCACAUUUUUCAAUGUUCUUCGCAUAUACUUGUCUGGCUGGAAAGGCAACUCCCAACUGCCAGAGGGUCUGAAGUAUGAAGGUUUCUGGAACACUCCACAAAAGUUUGCGGGGGGCAGUGCAGCCCAAAGCAGCAUCUUUCAGUGCUUUGAUGUUCUGCUGGGCAUCCGGCAGAGUUCUGGUGAUGAAUCCGCUUCCAGAUUCCUCCAGGAAAUGAGAAACUAUAUGCCACCAGCUCACCAGGAAUUUCUUCUCUCAUUAGAGUCAGGCCCCUCAGUCCGUGAAUUUGUUCUUUCAAAAGGUGAUCCCAAACUGCGGGCAGAUUAUAACGAGUGUGUGAACGCUAUGGUCUCCCUGAGAAACUAUCAUCUGCAAAUGGUCGCUAAGUACAUUGUGAUUCCUUCAAACAAGCAAGAAAAUAAAGGAACUGGAGGCACUAGUGUCAUGACUUUCCUUAAGAGUGUAAGAGGUACAACUGAGAACUUCCUGCUGAGAGAUAAUUAAUGUAACUCAAACAAGGGCGCAGUUUGUCAAGACAAAGAUAUAUAUAUAUAUAUAUAAUAUAUAUAUAUAUAUAUUAGUGUCACUGCUCAUUAUAUCAGACCCAUGAAUUAAUAAUGUACAACUCUUUAACAGUACUUAUAAAAGAUUUCAAAAUGUUUUUUCAAUAUCUGUGCCUUCCUUGUAUGAAUAUAAUAUUAGAUGUG
This is a messenger RNA of Ailuropoda melanoleuca (giant panda), 1487 nucleotides long. RefSeq names its product indoleamine 2,3-dioxygenase 1 (gene IDO1). Gene Ontology annotation, cellular component: cytoplasm. Gene Ontology annotation, biological process: 'de novo' NAD+ biosynthetic process from L-tryptophan. Bases 100 to 1284 code for a protein of 394 amino acids. Gene Ontology annotation, molecular function: metal ion binding; indoleamine 2,3-dioxygenase activity; heme binding. Lineage: Eukaryota; Metazoa; Chordata; Mammalia; Carnivora; Ursidae. The record is from RefSeq and is a predicted model, not a curated record. The transcript is spliced from 10 exons.